This is a messenger RNA of Nasonia vitripennis (jewel wasp), 992 nucleotides long. Its product is annotated as protein LLP homolog. Gene Ontology annotation, molecular function: RNA binding. The transcript is spliced from 3 exons. The record is from RefSeq and is a predicted model, not a curated record. Lineage: Eukaryota; Metazoa; Arthropoda; Insecta; Hymenoptera; Pteromalidae. Gene Ontology annotation, cellular component: nucleolus. Bases 165 to 587 code for a protein of 140 amino acids. Gene Ontology annotation, biological process: dendrite extension.
GCCAAGCUGACGUUCAAUGUCAGAACUAAAAUACCUACAAUUUCUUUACGCGUGUGCCAGAAUUGUGAGGAACACACGUGCUAAGUUGCGUUGGAUUUUAUUGUGAUUUGUGUGCAAAACAAACUUUAUUCGUUAGCGAGCUGUUCAUAGAAUAAGUCAUAAUCAUGGCAAAAUCACUGAGAAGUAAAUGGAGAAGGAAAUGCAGAGCAGUUAAAAGAGUACGAUAUGGAGAAAAAGAAUUGGCCAGGCUAAAGAAAACACUCGGAAUUGAUGAAAAUGCUUCCAAUGAUGCCGAUAUGUCAGAUAUUCAAGAGAUUGCCACAGUUACGGAUGCCAAAGCGAUCAAAGGCAGCAAAGACAAGGAGAAUGAAGUAGAAAAUGUUGAAGAGGAAAAGAUGGAUGAUGGAACCGCAAGAGUUUACAAUAAGAAAACCUUACGUGACCAGUAUGGAAAUUACCCAGUAUGGAUGAAUCGCAGAAAAAUCCUGAAGCACAAGAAAGGACGUGCAAAAUCACAGAAAGCAACGACGAAAAAGGAUAAACAUUUAACAAGAAAGGACAAAAAGAAAGAGCCAACUGAAACGUAGUUUUAGCGUACAUUCAAUGUAAGAUACUUUAGGAGAGAAAAGAAGGUGAUCAAUGUUAUAAUAUUAUCUUAAAUGAUAGUUUCCGUAAAAAUUGUAUUACAAAAUUUAAUAAUACGUUUAAAUCUAGUAGCGGUAUAUAAAACUACUACUUACUGUAGCAAAGUACAUAAAAAUAAAUGCAACUUGGCAGUGUCAAUAACAUUGUUCCAAAAUUACACUUAGUUUCUCAAUUAUACUUCUAUUUUAUAGUAGAAAAACUAUUAUUAUUGUAUUCAACAGAUUGUAUAGCUAUUUCAUAAUCAACUUUUAUGAAAGACAACUUAAUUUUACAUGUAUUUUUUUAUUGUUAAAUUAUCUAAUGUAAGGACUUCCACUAUUAAAAUAUACACCAGUUCUGCAUCGUAA